UGGGGCCAUAUUUAUAUAUAAAAUAUAUUGAGAGGAUACCCUUUGAUGUGGGAAAAAUAAAUGGAAGAGGAUGGAAGAGAGGAAAGAGAUAGUGGAAAAUGAAGUGGAUGAAGGAUAGUAUGAGGUGUCAAAAUAGGGUAAGGAGAGAGAAUAAAAGAGAGGAUAAAACCAUCCUCUCCAAUAUUCAUGCUCUUAUAUCCAUAUUCCUUAUUCCAUACCCGACAAAAAGAAAAAAAAAAAAUUACUAGCAAACGGAAGAUUGACCAAAUUCUGCCCAACGAUUUCAACCGGAGAGAAAAAUUGAUCGUCGAAAUUCAUUGUAAUCCUUACCGGCGGUAAGAUUUCCGGCGCUAAUCUCGCCGUCAUAUUCAACGGAACCCUAAUCUCCUUUCUCUCUCCUCACCAAUCACCCCCUUGUAAAACCCCAUCAAAAAUUCACUCCAGAUUAAAUGGAAAAGAAGCCAUCUGAAUUCGAAGAUCUAUCAUCAGUACAGGCAGUUUUAGUUGGUGCUUUAGCUCCUGGAGUCAAUGCUCCGACAUGGACUACAUUGAAAAUGGUGUUUGUGAUGCUGGGUGCUAGUCUAAUUUUGAUGCUUGUUUUGGGAUUUACUUCUAGUGAUACUGCUUUGAUUCUUCAUGUUGGGUUUCUUGUUCUUAUCACUCUUACCUUAUUUUUAUUGCUCACAAGUUUUCUCGAACAAACGGGUCUAGUUUCAGUUGAACAUCAAAUGCAAGAAAUGGGCUUGGUGCCUAAGGAUAGCAAAACAAGCCCUAAAACCGAGUAAAAAAGGGUGCAGUUUCAACCAUGAUAUGUGACAGUUUAGAGCAAUUGAGAAGAACAGAUCUUUUCAAACAAUCAGAAUUUUUUCAAUUGUAAUUUCAAAUUUUCAAUGACAACACAGUACUUCAGACAUCUUACAUUCUUACAGAAGAAGAGAAAAGGAAGUUGGCCAUACGACUUCUCAUUACAAGAUGACAGAAAGUUGAAGGUGCUCACUCGUCCUGUUGUUGCUUCUUCAUUUGAAAUUUUGACCCCUUCUGGACUUCAUGUAAUAGGAACACGAGCACUAUCGGCAUUGCUGCAUAAACUUCAUCCUCCAUCUACACUUCUGCUAUAAAGUAUUUAUAGGACAACACUAGAAUUUUUGUUCCUCUUUCUUGGUUUAUAUACCUAUUCGUUGAUAAGAAGUAUGCAUGGCUUUCUAAUCAUAAGGGGCUUCAUGAUAUGCUUUGCCAUUUUUAUAAGUCAUGUAAUAUUUUUUUUUUGUAAGAAAUCAAAUUGCCAAAUAAUAGAGAAGAGUAAAUAGUUUCCUA
Chenopodium quinoa (quinoa) is the source of this 1314-nucleotide messenger RNA. RefSeq lists its product as uncharacterized. The coding region runs from base 450 to 785 and encodes 111 amino acids. The transcript has 3 exons. The record is from RefSeq and is a predicted model, not a curated record. NCBI's taxonomy places the organism in Eukaryota, Viridiplantae, Streptophyta, Magnoliopsida, Caryophyllales, Amaranthaceae.